Molecule: messenger RNA, 1737 nt
Organism: Chlamydomonas reinhardtii
Lineage: Eukaryota; Viridiplantae; Chlorophyta; Chlorophyceae; Chlamydomonadales; Chlamydomonadaceae
Exons: 4
Coding region: 93-1109 (338 amino acids)
Biological process (GO): glutathione catabolic process
Cellular component (GO): cytoplasm
Molecular function (GO): glutathione specific gamma-glutamylcyclotransferase activity; gamma-glutamylcyclotransferase activity
Source: RefSeq, a predicted model, not a curated record
ACUACAUACAUGGAUUUUCCAGUCCAUCAUUAAAUGGACAGGAGGGAGGGCUGAGGUGGACAGCGGGGCUCAACGACUUUAUCCAUGCCCACAUGUCUACAGUAAACGAGCUGGAGGCUUCCAGCACUUGGAUAUUCGGCUAUGGCUCGCUGGUUCAUACACCUAACUUUGACCACACGGCCAAAGUUGUUGGCUGGGUCAGGGGCUGGAAACGUGUAUUUUGGCAGGGCUCGACCGAUCACCGCGGCACGCCGCAGCGACCCGGGCGCACCGUGACGCUGACGGAGGAGCCGGGCGCGGUGACGUGGGGCGCCGCCUUCAGGCUUGCGGGGCCGCCACAGGAGCAGGCAGCCACACUAGCAUAUCUGGAGUGGCGGGAAAAGCAGUACGAUGUACGGCAUUAUGUGGACGUGUACGGCGCGGACGGUCAGCUGCUGGUGAAGGGCGCUCUGGUCUACAUUGCCAGCCCCGCCAACUCCAACUAUCUGGGCCCCGCGCCACUGCCCGCGAUCGCCACGCAGAUCGCCACCAGCCGCGGCCCGUCGGGGCCGAACUGCGAGUACCUGUUCAGGCUGGCGGACGCGAUGCGUGCGGCGGGCGUGCAUGACGACUCGGAGCUGUACGAACUGGAGGCGCUGGUACGACAGCAGCUGCUGGAGAUCAGUGCGCAACAGGGUGGGGAAGGGCAGGGGCAGGGGCAGGGGCAGGGGCAAGGAUUGCCACAGCAGGUGGAGCUGGCCUCGGCCGAGGGCCAGGGGGUGCCGGGGGCAGAGGCGGUGCAGGUGGUGGAGGAAGAGCACCAUGUGGAGUUCCGGAGGUGGCACCAGCGCGCACAGCAGCAGCUGCAAGGGCAAGCGCAGCAACAAAUGCAAGAGCAGCAGCAAGGGCAACCUCAGGAUGGGAGCGAUUCUCCGGCGCGGCCGCAGCAGGAGCCCGUCGCAGCGCGUGCAUAUGGGGCUGCCGAUGGGGUAUCUGACGCAUACAAGGCCAUGCGGCGCGAGUAUGUGGCUGCAGGGGCAGAUGUGCGGGGCAGUGUGAUGCAUGUUAUUGCGCUGAGUGGUGAAGCGGCGAUGACAGCGGCGGGACAGGAGGAGCAAGAGUUCGGGUAAGGGAAGGCGGUGUGCCCCCUUCAGACCCGUUGUGAGCGAUAGGAUGCGGCAGAGAGAAGGAUGCAGUGCAGCGCGGAGGAGGUUAGCAAGUAUGCGUCCCAGGCAAUUCUCUCAGACCCGCGUGUUGGGCUGUCCCAUCUGGUAACCUCACAUUCUCACGUGCUCCUCCCGGUCCAUCCGGCUUGCCGUUGAUUGGAUGGUAGGGACAUCUACGGUAAGUGAGUGUGCGAUGGGACCGUGGUAAGGCAGGUUGGUAAAGUCCCGUAGGGUGCAGCUGAUUCCCAGAACCCAACAGAUGGCACACAAUUGGCAACGGCAGGGCAGGAGUGCGCGGCUGGUCGAACGCCGGAGUUACUGUACCGACGAGUUGCUGGCUGGCUGGAAGUUUGCUGACGCGCAUUCCUCACGCUCCGGGCGCCCGGCCAGGCGAUAGCACCACACAGACACACCGCAACGCUACACUCGCGAGGCAGAGCCGCAUCGCACGCCUGCAGGAAGGUGACCAGCGUCCACGAUGAGUAGGCAACCGCAGAGAAAAUGCAAACGGAAUGCAGCAAAGCAAUGGCCGGGCGACAGUGUGGCAAGAGGCGAGGCAAGGCAGAAGAGGGCGCCCGAAUGUACGGAUGAG